Malurus melanocephalus (red-backed fairy wren) is the source of this 655-nucleotide messenger RNA. RefSeq names its product MORN repeat containing 5 (gene MORN5). NCBI's taxonomy places the organism in Eukaryota, Metazoa, Chordata, Aves, Passeriformes, Maluridae. The record is from RefSeq and is a predicted model, not a curated record. The transcript has 6 exons. Bases 2 to 520 code for a protein of 172 amino acids.
CAUGGAGCUGGCAGGGGACAGAUACCUGGGGGGAGUGAGGAGAGGAAGGAUGGAAGGAUUCGGCCGCUACUUCAUGCCGCCCGGCUCCGAGUACCGGGGCGAGCUGUGGGACGGGAUGUUCCACGGGAAGGGCAUUCUGCUUCUCCCCAACGGCGGCGGGUACCGGGCGCUCUGGAACCGCGGGGUGCCCUCUCAGGCGAAAUAUACUUUUGCAGAUGGUCUCGAAUACGAUGAGGAAAAAUGGCGUUACUGCGAUGGCUACGACAGAAGAUUUUAUACAGAAAUCUGUACUGGUUUUAAACCACCAGGCAUUGCUCAGCUUACAAAUCUGGAUCCUCCCAAAAUAAUCCCAGAAGGUUGUUAUGAUUGUGGUGAUGGAUUCUACAAUCCCGAAACCAGAGUCGUUGUUGACUACCAACACAAGUUUCUGAGAAAUGCAGACGAUGAGGAGCACGAGUGGAUCAUUCGGAACUGCCGGAAAGCCUGGGAUAUAAUAGAUGAGGACAAACCCAACCCUUAAAGCAGUUUCUGCUCAGACAAUAUUCCAGCAAAGCAGACAGGAGAUGAAUGCAAAUGACCUGAGAUAAGGUUUGGUUCAGUGGCAACAGUCAGUGUGAAAUAUGUUGUGAAACAAUGUAUUGAAUAAAUUAGAAGA